Molecule: messenger RNA, 1181 nt
Organism: Centruroides sculpturatus (bark scorpion)
Lineage: Eukaryota; Metazoa; Arthropoda; Arachnida; Scorpiones; Buthidae
Product: branched-chain-amino-acid aminotransferase-like
Exons: 9
Coding region: 78-1043 (321 amino acids)
Biological process (GO): L-valine biosynthetic process; L-leucine biosynthetic process
Cellular component (GO): mitochondrion
Molecular function (GO): branched-chain-amino-acid:2-oxoglutarate transaminase activity
Source: RefSeq, a predicted model, not a curated record
GCCCGAUAUUACAGUGUCGCCAUCUGUGAACCAUUUUCCGAUAUUCGUAAUAUGUUACUCGUCUGGCUCUGAAUGAAAUGGUUUUAUUCAAAUAUUUGACAAUUUCUCUAUUGAGGAGAAGAAAUUGUUAUGGAUUAUACCAUCAUGUUCAAUGGCUCUCUAUGCCUACAAAAACUUUUAAGUUUACAGAUUUAGAAGUUAUUCAUGCUAAAUCAUCUCAAUUAAAUCCUAAACCAGAUCCAAACCAUUUGGUAUUUGGAAGANGUGUAUCUCCAUUAUUUGAUGGAGAAGAAUUAAUAAAAUGCAUGAAAAAGUUAAUAUCUAUUGAUAAAGAUUGGGUUCCUAAUCAUAGUUCCAGUUCAUUAUACAUUCGUCCAACUAUGAUAGGUAUUGAACCAUCUUUAGGAGUGGCUUCAGCUAAUAAAUCCUUAUUAUAUGUUAUAACUGGGCCUGUUGGACCAUAUUUUAGCACAGGAGUUAAACCUGUUUCACUGUUAGCUGAUCCUAAAUUUAUACGUGCAUGGCCAGGUGGAAUUGGAGACAAGAAAGCAGGAUCAAAUUAUGGACCAACAGUAGCUAUUCAAAAACAUGCAGAAAAGAUGAAUUUACAGCAAGUUCUCUGGUUGUUUGGUGAUGAUCAUCAGCUAACAGAAGUUGGAACUAUGAAUAUAUUUGUUUAUUUUAUUAAUGAUAAAGGAGAAAAAGAAUUAAUUACUCCUCCAUUAAAUGGAAUAAUACUGCCAGGUGUUACUCGUAAGAGUUUGAUUGAACUAGCUGAAGAAUGGAAAGAAUUUAAAAUUACUGAAAGAGUAAUAACAAUGAAAGAAGUAAUCAAAUUAUUACAAGAAAAUAAGUUAUUAGAAAUAUUUGGGGCAGGAACUGCAUGUGUUGUUUGUCCUGUCAAUCAUAUCCAUUAUCUUGGUCAAGAACUACAUAUUCCCACAAUGGAACAUGUUGAUCCUUUAAAUUUAAGGUUUUUGAAAGCUUUGACUGAUAUACAGUUUGGACGAGUGAAACAUGAAUGGGCAGUGGAAAUUGAAUAAAUGACAGAUUAGUACAGACAUUUUUAAUAUUGGAUACUGAGAAUUUGAUUAUUGCAAAGUAAAUAAAUAAAAUAUUAUUGUUAUUUAUUUACUUUACUAUAUAUAAUUCUGUUAUUAAUUUGAAUAUGUAUUAAAUUU